CUGGCCCUGGUUCUGGUUUAGCUCCGGAGCUAAAACUGCGCUGAACGAACCGGGACCGGGGACAGAGGACAGCGGGGGACAGAGGACCGGGCGGUGGGACACGAUGUCUCUGCGGACGCGGGGGACACGGCGGAGCUGCGGGGGACCGAGGCGCGCGACUUUAGACCCGAACAAGACCCAAGAAAAAAACUGAACCACGGACCAAGACUCAAGACCCGGAACCGACACAGAGACACAGACAGAAGGACCGACAGGUGAAGCUCCUGCCGGAGCUGGAGCGAUGGAGCUGGACGACAGACACAGAGGUGUUCAGUUUGCGCCCAGACUUCAGGAGGAACCAAAGACUCGAGGCGACGGUGACGAGUCGUGUCGCCCUGAGGAGCACCUGCAGGAGCCGCACGGAGCCGCGGGCUGCAGCUCAGCUCCGCCCCCCCGCCUCCACGCCCACCGCAGACCCUACAGCUGUUCAGACGGCGAGGAGCGGAGGGAAGAACGGCCCGAGGAGCGGAGGGGGGACCGGCCUCCGCGCUGGGACCCCCGCGUGGCCCCCGGGGUCCGGCCCCCUCCGGGUUCCUCCGAGACGGGGGGGAAGGAUAAACCUUUCAGGUGUUCGGAGUGCGGGAAGAGGUUUCGCUUUAACUCGGCUUUAAAGAAACACGUCCUGGUUCACACCGGAGAGAAGCCGCACUCCUGCUCCGAGUGCGGAAAAGCCUUUCAGUUCAUCUCUGACCUCCGGAAACACGUCCUGAUCCACUCGGGACAGAGACCUUACAGGUGCUCCGUCUGCGACAAGGGCUUCGUGGACGUGAGUAACUUCAGGAGACACGAGCGGAUUCACACCGGAGAAAAACCUUUCAGCUGUCCCUUCUGUGACAAAGAGUUCACUGAUAAAGGAAACGUGAAGAAGCACAUGAGGGUGCACACGGGAGAGAAACCCUUCAGGUGUUCAGUCUGUGACAAACACUUUUCUUUUCUCGCUUCGUAUAAAAGACACGUGAGAAUCCACAAGACGAGAGCCGAGGGCAAGACACCGCCGGAGACCUGAGUGAGACCUGAGUGUGACCUGAGUGUGACCUGAGUGUGACCUGAGUGUGACCUGAGUGUGACCUGAGUGUGACCUGAGGGUGACCUGAGGGUGACCUGAGGGUGACCUGAGGGUGACCU
Messenger RNA from Boleophthalmus pectinirostris (great blue-spotted mudskipper), 1164 nucleotides. RefSeq names its product gastrula zinc finger protein XlCGF8.2DB-like. Gene Ontology annotation, molecular function: RNA polymerase II cis-regulatory region sequence-specific DNA binding; DNA-binding transcription factor activity, RNA polymerase II-specific. Gene Ontology annotation, biological process: regulation of transcription by RNA polymerase II. Lineage: Eukaryota; Metazoa; Chordata; Actinopteri; Gobiiformes; Gobiidae. Bases 281 to 1045 code for a protein of 254 amino acids. The record is from RefSeq and is a predicted model, not a curated record. The transcript has 3 exons.